Molecule: messenger RNA, 1026 nt
Organism: Naegleria gruberi
Lineage: Eukaryota; Heterolobosea; Eutetramitea; Acrasida; Naegleriidae
Exons: 1
Coding region: 1-1026 (341 amino acids)
Source: RefSeq, a predicted model, not a curated record
AUGAGCAAAAAUUUAGAAAGUCUAUUGAAUCAUCAAAGCGUAUUGACCACUCCUAUUGUGAGGAAUAGAAAGGUCGAGUGCUCCAUUAAUAUGCAAUUUAAAAAGUUUUCUUAUGGUCUUCCUCUUGUGGCCACAGAUGUGAUUACUGUCCAUCCCUUGGCCAGAGAUGUUUUACUGAAUGAAUUGAGAGGAGGAAGCUUUCAUGAAGGGCCAUUCGUUGCUCACAACUCAAAGGAUGCAUUCUCAGUGGAGACUGAUAUUGAUGAGGAAACUUUCGAUACCAAAAUUCUUAAACAUCGAAAAACUAUUCGAUAUAGAAUUAGUGUCGACUUGUUGAGCAAUUUGUUUUAUGGUGUGGAGGAGCCUCAAAACUCGAUAUUUGCCUACAUUUUCCAAUUAGAUGAACCUAACAAGUUGACUCUCUUUAGCACUGAAAGUAUGAAAGGAAAGAAAACUAGAAAUGUCAUCAAGUUUGACAUAUUCAAGAAGGUGAAGAUUUCAUCAGUGUACAGCAAUUUCAUGAUUGGAAUAAUUGUACUCACAAAUAGUGGUGGUGCUGAUAAGAAUGCUAAGAUGCAUAUUUUGAAUGGCAUGACAGUUUUUUCUCGAAUGAUUGAUAAUGAAAAGAAGAGAAGAGAAAUGUGUGAAUCACCAUUCUCACCAUCUGGUGAAUUACCACUCAUUGUGGGUCAACCAUCUAAAAAGAAUAAAACAACCAAUGAAAGUGGCUCACAAGAUGAAGAAGGCGAUGGAAAUGAUUCAAAAAAGUUUGAAAUAUUUAUGAGAAAGUUAGGAAAGGACAUUAAAUCAAUCAAGACAAUGAAUGAUUUACAGAACUUUUGCAAUCUUGAUGAUAGAAGCAAGAUUCUGCUCCAACUCUUGAAUCAGUUUAUUGGUAAGGAUGAAUUGCGACAACAACAAACGGAUUCAAGUGAACAUAUAGAUGAUGGAGAUAGGACUCCUUUAUUCAAUACCAAUUUUGAUUUUGAUUAUUUAAAGGAUUACAAUUAUUUUGGAGAAAAGUAG